AUGGAAGCCCUUGAGUCUCCCGUCGCCUCCUCUGAGUCGGGUACUUUCGGACUUAGUCCUGCCCAUUCACACCUCAACCAGUCACGCAAGCGCAAGUUCUCCCAAGCCGUCGAUCCGCCUGCUCGAGAAUACGGCCUUAUGCGAGACACGGGCCGGCAUGACACCUCAAGGUUCGUUGGCAGUGCCAGUGGCAUCCACUUCAUCCGGGGCGUUUACCUCCGCCUCUCACGCAAAUCCGCCUCCAGAGCCGGUAGCGCUGCAGGCAUUAACCAUCUUGUACCAGGAGAGGACGAUCAGCUCCAACCAGGCAGGACAUCUCGUGACGGAGGCCAGCAAUGUCUUUGGAAAGACCAUGAAGUCGCUGUCGAAACGGAAUCCACAGAGUCAUGGCCGAGCUUCGAGCUCCUCGUCACCUGGUCCAGAAGCUACUUCCAAGCAUGGCAUCCCACCCUGCCGUUCCUUAGUGCGCCUGAAGUCCUGGCCCUUUUCGAGAGAGUGAGCAACAGUGGCAUAUCGUCCGUCAGUCAUCUCGAGCAAUCUAUACUUCGUUCCGUCUUCUCUAUAUCACUGGCAGACAGCAGACAGUCGACUCCCUUCAGUGAGCCACUUCCGCCGUCGCUUGUCUUCAACACGAUUGAGGAAGCCAUGUCAGCGUCCCAGUUUGCCCUCUACCAGCCAGCCUCACUGCACGCGACACAAGCAGCACUCAGCAUCCAAUUGUUCCUCAUGUCCAUGCUCCGACUCAAUGCGGCUUCCCGCCUCGGUGGCUUGAUUGAAGCGCACAUUCGACGCCGUGUUUUCUGGUCGAUAUACUGCAACGAACGCUUUCUCUCCCAGUCUCUGGGUCUCCCACUCGAUAUCAAGGAUGAUGACGUCGAUGUUUGCUAUCCGGGGGAGGAAAUACACUCGACAUACGUAGAAGCCGAAGACAACCGGCUGCAGCUCCUGACAUAUUUGGCAAAGCAUGCACGAAUACGAGGUCUCAUUCUUGAGUUGCGAAACAAGUCAAUUUCCAGCCGCGACGACACUCCAACGCAUGAAAGCUAUGUCCAAGCAGAAAUGGCCCGCUGGUCAAACGAGAUUCAUGACGCACUUGAAGAUGAAGACAGCGAUGGCGAGCAGACCGGCGCCAUAUGGAUCAGUUCUUUUAUCCUGAUCUACGCGGCGUCUGAACGGCAACUGCCAUUAUCAAGCGCAUUGCGACAUGUCGAAGCAGGAAAAGAUAUGCUCCGCCAUAUUGCUGCUCGAGAAACAGCUUGGCCGGCAUACUGUUUGUCUGCAAUUGACGAGUUGACUGCGGCUGUGCGAGAAGUGACCAUUCCUAACUUCAUGCCGGGCAAUGUCCCGCCGGGUGCACGCCACUCAACCUCGCAACAACAGUCUCGAGGGCAGGGCAACUCCACAGGUCGAAGCCGCCGUUCUGAUUCGACAUCUGUCACUCGUCCGGCUUCUGCCCAUCCUCGUCGAAAUACGGGCUUCUCGCCCACACUGGCUACUUCUUCCGGCAUACCUGAUGAUCCAUCCACUGGUGCAACAAACACGCGUGAGAACGGAGGUGACAAUCUGUUCCUUCCAGAGAGGAAUCGCGACAGCAGGCCACUGAGGAAUGAUCACAACGAGCCAGUUCAGUGGCAACAGCCAGCCGGCUCGACCACGUCUCCUCGGAACCCAGACGCGUGGCAGAUGCGAGCUCCUCAGCAGGAGCCCGGCGGGCCAAGUCGCGCAACGAUGUCCGGUUUUGGCGGGCAGCAAAUGUCCGCAACCGUAGCAGGUGGACCUUUUGCACUCUCACAGCAGGAAUUGCUGCCCGGGGAAGGGCAAGAGUCGAUGGUCUGGUAUGAUCAGCUGUUCGCCAACUCGCUCGGCGCUAUUGACUAUCCAUACAUGGCGGCGGCGCAGUUUGACUCCUCUAUUGACCCAACCUGGUCAUACUUACGGUAG
Molecule: messenger RNA, 1941 nt
Organism: Verticillium alfalfae VaMs.102
Lineage: Eukaryota; Fungi; Ascomycota; Sordariomycetes; Glomerellales; Plectosphaerellaceae
Exons: 4
Coding region: 1-1941 (646 amino acids)
Biological process (GO): positive regulation of transcription by RNA polymerase II; DNA-templated transcription
Cellular component (GO): nucleus
Molecular function (GO): sequence-specific DNA binding; zinc ion binding
Source: RefSeq, a predicted model, not a curated record